AAAGAAAAAAGACAAGUCAUCGUCGUUCCCUCGGUACAACUUGACUAUUGUCUUCUCUCGCCCGUCGGUUGUUCUUGUGCAACGACAUGAUGAGGUUCUUUUCCACAACGCCACCGGCGCCACCGCGCAACCCAACCGAUUACGUUGUCCCGGUCGGUUAUUUCGACGACACUUUUCUCUUCAAAACAUUCGUCAUGUACACGGUUUUUGUGUUUCCCGAAGUACUGGAGACACAAAAGCUCCGUGAUUCCCUUGAGAGCGUAGUACGCCGCCCCGGCUGGAACAAGCUAGCAGCCAGGCUACGAAAGAAUGACCGGGGAGAGCUUGAACACCAUAUACCUCAAAAGUUUUUGCACGGCCAGACACUUAUUAGCUACGAUCAUGUUGACCAUAGCAACGUAGACAUAGCCUAUCACCCAGCUGGGUCACGGAUUCCUCGUCCGCCGUCUGAUGGCAAACCUGCAGUUGUAGGAAACCCUGACGAUUUGCUUGGAUUCAUUCACGGCCCCAAUACCCCAAGAGGGCUCCAUGACUAUCUCUACUCGGACCGAUCUGAGCUAGGUCUUCGCAUCGUGUCAUUUAAGGACUCUACGGUUAUUGUGUUGCACUGGAUACACCUGGCAUUUGACGCCAUGGCGAAAAGGUCGCUCCUAGAAGCUUGGUCCCUUGCUCUGAAGGGCGAACACUACAAGAUACCAGAGCCUCUCCUCCCGAACAGCUACCCACUAGAGGACCUUGGCAAAACUAAUGCCACGCCUCACGUGCUUGUUGAUCGAAGAAUGUCUGGGUUUGGCGUUGCGUUGUGGGUACUACGAAAUAUUUACCGCCUUGUAUUUCGCAGCAAGGAACAUCGUAUGGUCUGUGUACCAGCCGAGUUCUUAGCGAAACUGAAAGAAAAGGCUUUGAAAGAGAAUGAUUUGGAAGAGCCCGACGAAGGAACGGCUUUCCGGGUACCAGUAGAAGAGCCAUUUUUGAGCGACGGCGACGUUCUCCUUGCGUGGAUUACGCGCCUGUCCUUGUCAAACUUUCCAGAAGACUCCAAGAGAUUGGUCGCUGUGCAGCAGGCGUACCAGUGGCGGUCUGUCCUCAAGGAUCUCUUGCCGUCUGACAAGCCGUUUCUCUGCAACUGCGUUGGCUUCCUCGUCACCCUUAUGCCUGUCAGCGACGUCUUGAAGAAGCCACUUGGUCACUUGGCCUCAGCAAUCCGCCGCUCAGUCAAAGAGCAAGGAACCCGCGAGCAGGUCGAAGCCUACAGCUCACUUGUCAGACAAGACCCCAGAGCCAAGGCGCCGCCUUUCUUUGGUCGCAGUUCGAUGCAGUUAUUGAUGUUUUCCAACUGGCAAAAGGCCAAAAUUUACGGUUUCGAUCUAUCAGGUGCUGCUGUCCAGCCGCGGCAGACACCAUUGUUCCCUUCUUAUGUGCAAACUAUCCAGGGGCCUUACGACUUCACUGAUGGAAUCAUUGUUGUGGGCAAGGAUGAGCACGAGAACAUUUGGCUUUCUGGCCAUAAGGUGAAAGGGGAAUGGAGUGUCAUAGAGAGAAAGAUGAGGGAGGACAUUUGUGGAGAGCGAGAAAGAACCUAGUAACUUAUCAGCCGAAUGACUAGUAGACGUUCUGGAUGUGUCCGUCUUUAGCUCCUAGUAUGGUGUAUCUUGUAAGCUUUCAUACUUGGUUGGCAACGCGCU
This is a messenger RNA of Colletotrichum navitas, 1685 nucleotides long. RefSeq lists its product as uncharacterized. The coding region runs from base 87 to 1583 and encodes 498 amino acids. The transcript is spliced from 3 exons. Gene Ontology annotation, molecular function: acyltransferase activity, transferring groups other than amino-acyl groups. The record is from RefSeq and is a predicted model, not a curated record. NCBI's taxonomy places the organism in Eukaryota, Fungi, Ascomycota, Sordariomycetes, Glomerellales, Glomerellaceae.